AUGUUGCUGGGGGGCAAUUCGGGAUCUUUCCCUCACCGCACUUCCCCCACGCGUUUCCAUUGGGGGAAAUGUGAAUAUGUCUGUUUGUAUGGGUGUAUAUUCACUGUCUCACACACCUUAAUUUUAAAGCCCCAAACCCCACCAGUAGUGAGGACGUUUCUCAACACAACAUGCCCAGGUGCAGGGACUAUCCGAGUGUUCCAUGGGAAAGCCAACGACCCUGACAUUGCCAGUACUCUAGUUCAUGGAGAGAGCAGCCAAGCUUCUAUUUCGGGUGGAUUAGUGAUCAACCCACCACCUAAGACCAUCUAUCAACAGAGGUUACAUCAGCUCUGGUAUUCCACCAAUCAAAAAGCCCCCCUGGGCAGGUCACGUGAUCAGAGCCCUGGGCUUCCAAAUUGGUUCGACACCGACACCGGCAAAGCCACAUUUGGUGUGAAAUCCCCCAAAACUGCAGGUGUUAUUAUCAACCCACCUAAAAGCGCGGAGCAGGUGGAGACAGAGGCUCAGGAGGGACACCAGUCUUAUAUCCGCUCCCACAAUGCCUACUUUGUCGGUUGA
Salvelinus namaycush (lake trout) is the source of this 561-nucleotide messenger RNA. Its product is annotated as EF-hand domain-containing family member B-like. Lineage: Eukaryota; Metazoa; Chordata; Actinopteri; Salmoniformes; Salmonidae. The record is from RefSeq and is a predicted model, not a curated record. Bases 1 to 561 code for a protein of 186 amino acids. The transcript is spliced from 5 exons.